Messenger RNA from Pseudogymnoascus destructans, 513 nucleotides. RefSeq lists its product as uncharacterized. Bases 1 to 513 code for a protein of 170 amino acids. Lineage: Eukaryota; Fungi; Ascomycota; Leotiomycetes; Thelebolales; Thelebolaceae. Gene Ontology annotation, molecular function: transmembrane transporter activity. The record is from RefSeq and is a predicted model, not a curated record. Gene Ontology annotation, cellular component: membrane. The transcript has a single exon.
AUGUUACCUGUGGUGGUUGGAACUGGGAUGCUUUACGGCCUAAACCGCAAUGCAUCGGAUCGACCAGCGCUGCUCGUGGCGUACUACCUCACGGCCUUCUUGUUUGCAGCAAAUCCCCUACUUCUCGUGUGGGUUGUUGGAAAUACGGCCGGAGAGACCAAGAAAUCCGUUACUCUCUCGCUUUACCAGGCCGGUUCGUCUGCUGGAGCCCUUAUCGGCCCGCUUCUAUUUAGCGCAGACCAGAAGCCAGAAUAUCGCCCCGGAAUUGUGGGUGUACUUGGUGUCUUUGUCGCCAUGAUUGUGGUGAUCGUCCUUCAGCUCUUCCUUCUGAUAUACUUGAACAAGCAACAGGUGAAGAAGAGAAUCGCAAACGGGAAGAGUGGCGUUAUUGUUGAUCGGUCUAUGACAACGGAAGUUCAUACAGACGGAAAGACUCAGGACUUGCUGGCCGAGGAGGUGUUGCCCAUGGACUUAACGGACAGGGAAAACGACGAGUUUAUGUAUAUUUACUGA